AAUGUUCUUGCAAAGAGGUCAUGAAUGUUAUUUUUCGAGUGUUACUCAUUGGACAAAUGUUUACGGCCAGUUAGUUCAAAGCCCUGAUAAGAAGCAGGCGUUUUCAUUUCAACAUAGUUACUCAAGGGUUAUAGAACCCGAAUCGCAGCAUACACCUUCAGGACCCUUUAUGACUUUUAAAUUUUAUAAUGUAGAGAUAAGAGACAGGGUAAAAUGUGUUUCGGCCGUUGAUGGUGUACCUAUUUCGACUCAAUGGGGUUCACAGGGACACUAUUAUCCUAUACAAAUAGCGCAAUAUGGAUUAUCUCAUUAUAGUAAGUAUCUUGCUUCGAAUGAGGAAUCUAGAAAGUCUACUUUUCUCGAAAAUGGAAAAUUUUCAAAUUUAUGGAAUGUGCAUUCCUGCGAAACUAAUUCCAAUAAGGAAAUUUUAUCUUACAAAUGCGAUAACUCUGGCUCAAUUAGUAUGCCAAUUGAUUCAAGUUUAAAAUAUGAACAUUUUUCUGUAGAUUGGAAAAUAAGCAAAAAUUCAACUUUACUUUUAGUUGUGGAAGUUAAAGGAGGAGAGACUUUUAAUUUAUAUUAUGUACAGAGUAAUACCCUUAUUAAAUCAAGAGGCAAUAAUAUAUUUUAUGGUUUUGGCAAGAAAAGUUCAGGUUCUGAUUGGUUUAAAUUGACUAGAAAUAUAGCUAUAGACGUUCUUAAAGGAAUGAUUUUACGUAAACCUAAAAAAAUGAAAAAAAAGAAUAAAAUUUUAGUAAACCUGCUAAAAAUUCAAUUUUUUGGGAAUGGUGCUAUUGAUAACAUGACUUUAUCUAAUCAAGCUCACUUGGAUUAUUUCUAUUAUGCUUCUAAAUGGCUCUUAUUAAAUCAAGACAAAAGUGGUGGCUGGCCAAUAAACGUUGAUAGAAAUUUAGCAAAUGGUGAGCUAGAAUUGUCCGCUGGAUGGUACUCCGCGAUGGCUCAGGGACAAGCAAUGUCUUUACUAUGUAGAGCUUAUUCAAGAACUGGAAAAAAAGAGUAUUUGGAAGCUGCUAAAAAAGCAGCUUUCAUACUCUCUACACCGUCAUCUAAAGGUGGUGUUAAAGCCAAAUUCGCUGAUAAAUAUGACUGGUAUGAAGAAUAUCCCACUCAACCGCCAUCAUUUGUUCUUAAUGGAUUCAUCUACGCCUUAAUCGGCCUCUAUGAUGUUUAUACGUUGACCGAAGACCAACUUUCUGGCAAAUUAUAUAGUGACGGAAUGGAAUCCUUACAAACUUUACUACCGUUAUACGAUUCUGGUUCAGGUUCUUUUUACGAUCUUCGACAUUAUUCCUUACCCGGCACAGCUCCAAAUUUAGCCAGAUGGGAUUAUCAUACAACGCAUAUAAAUCAAUUGCUACUCUUGAAUACGAUAGAACAAUCAAGUAUAUUUACAAAAACCGCUGCCAGGUGGGUGGGAUAUAUGAAAGGACAUCGGGCCAAGCAUAAUUAA
Molecule: messenger RNA, 1471 nt
Organism: Dimorphilus gyrociliatus
Lineage: Eukaryota; Metazoa; Annelida; Polychaeta; Dinophilidae
Source: the annotation of a GenBank genome assembly